Asparagus officinalis (garden asparagus) is the source of this 1550-nucleotide messenger RNA. RefSeq names its product eukaryotic translation initiation factor 2 subunit alpha homolog. Bases 183 to 1220 code for a protein of 345 amino acids. Lineage: Eukaryota; Viridiplantae; Streptophyta; Magnoliopsida; Asparagales; Asparagaceae. Gene Ontology annotation, cellular component: eukaryotic translation initiation factor 2 complex; multi-eIF complex; eukaryotic 48S preinitiation complex. The record is from RefSeq and is a predicted model, not a curated record. Gene Ontology annotation, molecular function: translation initiation factor activity; ribosome binding; RNA binding. The transcript has 5 exons.
AUCGAAAAAUUAUCCGCGAUAUUUCCCUGUGCUGCGCCGUAAAAUCAAAGCUAGCCCUACUCUCCCGAUUCUCCUCCUUCCCCUUCUCAGCCCUCCCGAGUUCCGUCUCUCCCACCCCCUUUCUCAGAAACCCUAACCCUAAUCCCCAAACCCAAACCCUAGAACCCCAAAACCCUAGUCCAAUGUCGUCAUCCAAUCCCCCAAACCUCGAAUGCCGCAUGUACGAGUCCAAGUACCCGGAGGUUGACAUGGCCGUCAUGAUCCAAGUCAAGAACAUCGCCGACAUGGGCGCCUACGUCUCCCUCCUCGAGUACAACAACAUCGAGGGCAUGAUCCUCUUCUCCGAGCUCUCCCGCCGCCGAAUCCGCAGCGUCAGCAGCCUCAUCAAGGUCGGCCGCCAGGAGCCCGUCAUGGUUCUCCGUGUGGACAAGGAGAAGGGGUACAUCGAUCUCUCGAAGCGUCGGGUGUCUGAAGAGGACAUACAAGCUUGUGAAGAGAGGUAUAAUAAGAGCAAGCUUGUUCAUUCUAUUAUGAGGCAUGUUGCUGAGACGAUGGGGUUGGAUCUUGAGGAUCUCUAUGUUCAUGUCGGGUGGCCGCUUUAUCGGAAGUACGGGCAUGCGUUCGAGGCCUUUAAGGUAAUUGUGACGGAUCCGGACACAGUUCUUGAUUGCUUGACGAGGGAGGUGAAGGAGGUGGGGCCCAAUGGGGAGGAGGUGACUAAGGUGGUAACAGCGAUGACACCAGAGGUGAAGGAGGCACUGGUGAAGAAUAUCAGGAGGAGGAUGACGCCACAACCGUUGAAAAUUAGGGCCGAUAUCGAGAUGAAGUGCUUUCAGUUUGAUGGGGUUUUGCAUAUUAAGGAGGCAAUGAAGAAAGCUGAGGCAGCUGGGAAUGCUGAUUGCCCAGUGAAGAUAAAGUUGGUCGCGCCGCCUCUUUAUGUUCUUACCACGCAAACUCUUGACAAGGAACAAGGGAUAACAGUUCUCACUAAUGCUAUCAAGGCUUGCACUGAAGCUAUAGAUUUGCACAAGGGGAAACUACUUGUGAAGGAGGCACCUAGAGCGGUGAGUGAACGAGAUGAUAAGCUCCUUGCGGAGCACAUGGCCAAACUAACAUCUGCAAACGAGGAAGUUGAUGGCGAUGAAGGUUCUGAAGAGGAGGAAGAUACAGGAAUGGGUGAAGCGGAUCUUGACACUAACGGUGUUGGUAUAGCCGAUUAAAGUUCUAAAAGAGAGAAUUUCUAAUGAAUUGAUGAGCUUCAGCAAAUGUUGCUAAUGGUCAAGAUCAGGUGUCUAUAACCCAGUAGAAUCUGAGUAUUGGGUUGUGUUACCCUUAGCUUGGCUGUCCAGUUGUUAGCAUGACACUUUUUAAUCCUAGAGUACAGUUUUGUACUUCUACUUGAGAUCUGGUUUUGGUUACUCAAUGUUGUGGUUUUGAACUACUGCAGUUGUAUACUACUAUGGAAAUUUAACACCAGACUAUUGUGUAUUUCCGGAAAAAGCAUUUCUAUUUUUAGCAGUUUAUAUGCAGUGGAGGUCUAAGCUUUCUCA